Messenger RNA from Striga hermonthica, 408 nucleotides. The record is from the annotation of a GenBank genome assembly. NCBI's taxonomy places the organism in Eukaryota, Viridiplantae, Streptophyta, Magnoliopsida, Lamiales, Orobanchaceae.
AUGGCCUCUUUAGAAGAAGACUUCACUUUUCCGGUAGCUUCCGGUGGCGGCGAGUCGCCGCCUCUGUGGCGGCCCACCGGAGAUCACGAAAGGCCGGCAGAGUUGAAACUAAUUUCUUUUCAAGAAUUUGAGAAGAGAAGAAGUAAAAGUGAGAAAAUCGGCGACACUCCGGAAGAUGAAGAGGAGAGAAUGGAUGUGUUGUGGGAGGAUUUGAACGACGAGUGCUCGAGAAGUUGUGGCGAUUGCUCUUCGCCAGUGCGAAUGAGCUGCGCAAAGCCGUUGAGGCUGUCGAGAGGCAACCGGCAAAUGUUUUCCGGUAAGAAACCGAUCAUUUUAGUGCUCGUCGAAGUUGUGAAGAAGGUUUUGCUCAAGCAGAAUUCUCACAGGAUCAAGAAGCAAGCAUGGUGA